AUGGUACAGACGCAAUUCUGUAAGAAGGUCAAGUUCGUGCGACACGACGGAGCUCGCGAGUUUGCAACCAACUCGCUUCAACUGUUCUACGAAGACGAAGGCUUUGAACAGCAGACAACGGUGCCGUAUGCACAUCAAACAAACGGAACAGCAGAGCGUGCCAUUAGGACUAUUGUCACGAUCGGCCGCAGCAUGCUUCAUCAUGCCAAACUGGACAAGUGUUUCUGGGCCGAAGCAGCGAUGACGGCCAUCUACGUCAGAAUCGACUGCCGUCACCUAAAGUCAGAAUCGACUCAAGUGGGAUCAAAGGCUCGCGCUGGCAUAUUCGUGGGCUACGAAGAAGUUUCGAAGGCAUAUCGUGUUUAUGACAUCGAGGCGGGGCAGGUGGUUAUCAGCCGCGAUGUCAACUUCGACGAGUCCACCUUUGGACUUCAACUGCCGAUCACUGAUGAAGAUGUCGAUGACCUGGACUUCGAAUUGCUGGAUCUUGAUGACGAAGAGCUGCGUCAAAUGGAGUACAAGCAAACAGGCAAGCGCAAGAACCGACUCAAUGAUGAAGAUACAGCAGCUCCACGACCGCGUGCAGUGCGUCAACGACCAGGACUAGAAGAGUCAAGCGCGCCGGAAAACAACUCGUCACGACAAGAAGAAGACGAAGAAACGAAGGAUUCUGGUGAUUCAACACCGCCUGUGUUUUGGCGUGCGAGUGCAAAUGCCGUUGAAGCAGCAGUGGACUUAUCAGAACCCUCAACAUUUGAAGCAGCAGUAAGCGGCCCUGACCAAGUGCACUGGAGAAAAGCAAUUCAUGCAGAGCUCGAGUCAAUGCGACUUUGCGGUGUGUUUCGUGCAGCCAAGCUGCCCAACGGACAACGCGCCAUUGGCACAAAAUGGGUGUUCAAGAUCAAGCGCAAGGCGGAUGGGUCAAUCGAGAAGUACAAGGCACGACUUGUGGCCAAGGGUUUCCGCCAAAAGUAUGGCAUCGACUACACGGAGACGUUUUCGCCUGUGGUCAAGUAUGUGACGCUGCGAAUGGUGAUCGCAAUUUCCAAGCAUUUUGGAUGGCCCAUCGACCAGCUUGAUGUGGUGACAGCUUUCCUGUAUGGCGUCAUGAAGGAACAAGUGUUCUGCGUGAUUCCUGAAGGCGUCGAACUUGACAGUACGUUCGACUGCCUGGAAUUGGUGAAGUCAAUUUACGGCCUCAAGCAAGCGUCGCGAGUGUGGAACGAGACGUUCGACGAGUAUGUGUGCUCCAUCGGAUUUCAAGUAUCGGACUUCGACCCAUGUCUCUACAUCAAGACUUCGGACGGCCAUUGCGUGUUUAUACUGGUCUACGUGGACGACGUCUUGGUGACUGGAAGCUCGCUCGAGCUGAUUGCACAAACCAAGAACGACCUGAAGACGCGGUUAGAAAUGACGGACAGCGGCAAGUGUGCGUUUGUUCUUGGGAUCGAGCUUUUGGACGGUGAAGAUGACAGUGUGACACUAUGUCAGCGUCGGUAUGUCGAUGAUAUCCUCAAGCGCUUUGGCAUGGAUGAUUGCAAGGCAGUCGCAAGUCCAGUCGACAUGAGCUCUCGACUUGUUUCAAGUGAUGCAACUACCAAGGUCGAUGCUCCUUUUCGCGAAGCUGUUGGUGCGUUGAUGCACCUGACCACUGCAACGCGUCCGGACAUUGCGUUUGCUGUGGGCUAUGUGUCGCGGUUCAUGGAAAAUCCCCAAGAAGAACACUGGGUUGCAGUUAAGCGUAUCUUUCGCUACCUACAAGGCACCAAGACGCAUGGAAUCUGCUACAAGCCAAGUGCGAAGAUCGACUUUCGUGGCUAUUCAGAUGCAGACUGGGCCGGUGAACUUGCUGAUCGCAAAUCGACGUCCGGCUACGUCUUCAUGCUAUUGGGUGCUCCGGUGAGUUGGGGCAGCAAGAAGCAGCCAAGUGUUUCGUUGUCCACGAGUGAAGCCGAAUACAUCGCACUCAGCUUGGCGAUUCAAGAGGGCAAGUGGAUUCAUCGUCUGCUUUGUGAGAUUGUGAUGGCGGCAAACGAAGAAGGACCCGAGCUCGUCAUCCGUGAAGACAACCAGUCGUGCAUCAAGAUGACGAAGAAUCCGGUCAACCACGGCCGCGCUAAACACAUCGACAUCAAGUACCAUCACAUCCGUGAUGAAGUCAAGCGCGGCGAAGUGAAGCUUGAAUACUGCGAGACGACGUUGAUGUUGGCGGACAUCAUGACGAAGGGACUUCACGGACCGCGUCACAAGGACUUGACGGCGGCGCUUGGCAUCCGUGCGUGUUCGGAUUGA
Messenger RNA from Peronospora matthiolae, 2292 nucleotides. NCBI's taxonomy places the organism in Eukaryota, Oomycota, Peronosporomycetes, Peronosporales, Peronosporaceae. The record is from the annotation of a GenBank genome assembly.